Ectocarpus sp. CCAP 1310/34 is the source of this 2633-nucleotide messenger RNA. The record is from the annotation of a GenBank genome assembly. Lineage: Eukaryota; Phaeophyceae; Ectocarpales; Ectocarpaceae.
AUGGCCUCUGCUAACAUUGACCCCGCCGGAGCCGCCGCCCUAAGGCCGCCCUCCGGAUCACGGAGCGUUGCGACUUCGCCCGCUCCUGCCUCGCUUUCUGGGUCCUCCCCGUCGGAGAAGAGGACUCGUCCGCCUGGUCCACCCCCGCCUGUGCCUGGUGCCCGCCUUUUUCCCUUUCGCCCUGCACCGGCUCCGCCGUUUGAUGACAAGUGCGAGUACGCUUCGGAUGACGUCCUUCUUUUCUGGAAACCUCCGUCUGUGUUCUCGCAAUGGACUCCUUUGGCUUUUGACGUACUGGGGGUACGUUAUCCAUGUGGUGAGCAUUUCAUGAUGUCUGAAAAUGCGAAGUUGUCUGGAGAUAUGACGUCGUAUGACAAAAUUAUGGCUGCAACAGAUCCUAAGACACACAACCCCUUUGAUCGUGUUUGGGGUAUCGGCAUGUCUGCAUGCUUUCCAGAUGCUAGCGAUCCAUCCAAGUGGGCGGCUAACGAAGCCAGCCCCUUCGAUCGUGUUUGGGGUAUCGGCAUGUCUGCAUGCUUUCCAGAUGCUAGCGAUUCAUCCAAGUGGGCGGCUAACGGUAAGAACUUGUUGGGAAAAGCUUUGAUGCAAGUUCGACGCCUUUUGCGUGAUCAUCCCCUCUCUGGCGAAGAUUUCCCCGCUUCCAAUUCUCCCACGCCCCCCAUUUCGCAGCCUCCUCUCCAUGGACAUCGACGCAUUCAUGAGGUUGCUACUGCUACAGGUUCUUCGCUACGGAAGGACCCGGGCGAAGACCCAGCUUGUCUACGUUUGGACGCUCCGGGGGACCAUGCUCCUGGCGUUCAUCUGGUGGCAUCGACCUCCGCUUGUGCAGACCAGCUCCCUCUUCUCGAACAUGGACCCGAUCUGGUCGGCGGCACGCUCCUGUUGGACUCGGACUCAUACACCACCCGGGUCCUGCUGCAUGGAGGGAACUCGGGAAUUUCUUUGGGGCCGGAGCCUGCACUCGUUGAGGUGAACCUCGUUCGUUCUUCUGGCAUGCCUGCGCUGAUUGGAGAGUAUCUGGUAUCGCUCAAACCCGAAGCGGGUUGUGCCGAGCUCGAGCCGGGAGACGUAUUUGGAGUGUCUGCCGCGCCGCUACUACGAGUACAGGUGGAAACCCUGAAGGCGGCACCAUCUUCGAUUCCUACCGGCCCCACAACAUCUACAUCACCACCUCGGGUCAACGCCGUUGGCCCCAAGUCCGGGACUCACCGCUCUCCGGACCCAGCCUCCGCCCCGCCUCCUCCGAAGCCGCCUCCACAAGAACUACUUGACCGCUUCUCUGAGGCACAGCGCUCCAGCUUCAUGCGCUUGUGGGCUAGGCUGCCCGCACAUAUGCACGACAUCGCUUUCGAUCUACACAAUCCGGGAUGGACACCGGAGGCUAUUGAUCGUUUGGCCGACGCCCUUGUGGAAUAUUCUGACGUGACCACUCGUCUGCCGGAUACUGGCGUGCCCCGUGUCUACGUGCCAAUGCUGAUGCGUCCGUGGGUCCUUCAUGCAUGCCAUACGGCCGCGUCAUUCCAUCUCGGCGUCCAUCGUACACAGCGUCUGCUCGAGCGCUUCUACUGGUGGAUUGGUUUGGAUCGUUCCGAUCGCUGGUGGCUUCGGGCGUGUUUGGUGUGUCAAGCUCGCAAGACUUCACGUCAGACUGCUCGGUGGCCCGUCAUCGCUAUGCCAUUGCCGCAGGGGCCUGGUACGGUCGUCGGCGUCGACUUCUUCGGACCUCUGCCAGUGACUGCCAAGGGCAACUCCUACAUUUUGUUGUUCACAGACCGUUUCAGUCGGAGAGCCGACAUGUUCGCAGUUACAGCGGCGGAAUUUACGGCGAGAGGGACGGCUCACAUCUUCGUCAACCAAUACAUGACCAAGUGGGGAUGUCCGACUACGUUAUUGUCGGACAACGGACUGCAUUUCUGCUCGAAGCUCUCCAUGGCGAUCUACGAGGUGAUGAAGAUCAAGAAGGUCACCACCAGCUCCUACCACCCACAGACCAACGGCGGCACGGAACGCGUCAACCACACGAUGGCCCAGAUGCUUGCGGUGGUCGUCAACGAACAGCAAAACGAUUGGGACAUACAUCUCCCGCACGUUGAGUUUGCCUACAACAAUUCCGUGAACCAGUCUACUGGAUUAGCGCCAAACGAGAUCCACAUCGGACGCAUCCCGCGACUCCCGCUUUCGGUCUUCGAUCGUCCCACGGUAGGUGGUCAUCAAAGCUUGGCCCGCGAUCAACUCGAGUAUUGCAACCUGGCUGGCGAUCGCCAGCGCCGGGCCUACGAACUUGUCCGUGAGUACAACGCGCUGAAGAUUUCGCGAGUCGAACGCCGAAAUUCAUCCCUGCUGGACGCCAUCCACAAGCUCCCUCAGUUUACCGUUGGCGGGUGGGCUUGGGUGUACAACACGGCUGCUACAAUUCGACAGGGUGUGUAGAAGGACACGGACCAACAGGUGCUCAAGGCCAAAUUCGCACUUUCCUGGACGGGGCCCUACAAAGUUCUUGCGGUGGGUCCCACCUCUGCCGACGCCACUCCGGACGGCCGCCCGUUGGCGCAUAAACUCCUCUACCUGGACCUGCCUUCCGAUCUUUCCGGCCCGGCAGCUCGUUGUCGCGU